AAAUUUUAAACGUAAAAGAUGAAAAUAAAAAUUUUCUUUGCAUUAUUUUUGAUAAUUUUUGCAAGCAUAGAGGAAGGAGAUUUUGCGGAAAUACCAAAGCCUGAAAACUGUGAAGGCAAAGAUUGUGAGAAAAAGGUUAAAGAAUGCAUGCCAGGUUUUUGGGGAGAACCAUGCAAAAAAUGUGAAUGUGAAGAUCGUGCUGAUUCUUGCGAUUAUGCAACUGGAAAUUGCUUCUGUAAUUCUAAAGGCGUAAUUGGUGAUAAAUGUGACAAAUGUGAUGAGAAAAAGUUAUACAAGAGAGAUCCAUCGUCUGGAAAUUGUUAUUAUGAUCUCGAUAGUUCUAUUUACGUUUUUAAGUUGACAUCGCCAGCCAACAAGCACCUCACAAAGAUUAAUUUCAAAUUCUCGCCAGAAGAUCCAAAAGAUGACAUUAAUUUUGCAAUUAAUUGCGGUGAAAAUUGCCAUCAUUUCGAGCUAAACAUGAUCGCAAAGGAACAUGGAAAGGAGGACAAAGUCGUGGUUAAGAAUGAGAAAAUUGAAGGAAAUAAAGUUUUUGAAAAGAUUUUAUCUCACAAAGACUUUAAAUUUGGAGUAGAAAAAGAAAAGCCAAUAACUGAAUUUUUUAUUCAUGUUCAAGGUUUUAAGGCACCAACUGUGUUUAAUGUUAAUGUUAUUCCUGAGUCAAAGAAGCAUGAUACAUUCUUGACAUUCUAUGAGGCAUAAGGAUAAUUAUUAGAAAUUUGAAGUUUAUGAUUCAUUUUUGACAUUGUGGUUGGCAUUAUUUUAAUUUUUAAUGAUAGAAAGUUUGAGAAUAAACCUGAUUUACAACUGUUAUCAUUUCGAUCAGUUUCGUAUUCUUGAUUUGAUUAUAAAGCUUUAGUGACUGUGUUUUAUAUAUAACAGCGCUUAUUAAGUUUGCAUCCACACACAUCUUAUAUAAUCCUUAAGUCUUCAGUUCUAACAAUAUCAAAGCAAAUGUUUGACAUAAAGUAAAUUUGAUCUUGACUGGAUAUGAUUAUGAUUUAAGUUAGCAUUGAUCUCAUUUGAUCUGGAUGAGUCAGGGGCUUUGAAACAAUCUGCAAAGUGAGAUUAAUUCUUACUCACAGAGUAGCUCUGUUCAACCACCUAAGAACUCACACCUCAAAUCCUAGAAUAUUACAAAAUCAAUUGCUAUUACAUCCUCUAAACUACCUGCGAAGUAAAUUCACCAAUAAAAUCUACAAUAACCAUUCCCAAUGUUAAUUCUUGUCUCAUAAAUUUUACUUUUAAAAAACAUAAAAAAAAUACUUUUUAUUUGAUUGUUGGUAAUGCUGAAAUGAUCAUGAUAUGAAUAAAUAAUUAGCAUAUAUUCAAAUUAU
This is a messenger RNA of Chironomus riparius, 1358 nucleotides long. NCBI's taxonomy places the organism in Eukaryota, Metazoa, Arthropoda, Insecta, Diptera, Chironomidae. The record is from the annotation of a GenBank genome assembly.